UCCCCUCCAAAUCCAAUCCCCCCUAAAACCCCAGCAGAGCACCGUCCACUCUUCCUCCGACCAACGCGCUCGCCUCGCGUCAUCGGCUCAAAUGGUGGAGGCGGCCACGCGCGGAACCGAGAGCCCCUCCUCCUGCUAAUGCGCCGCCAUGGCCGCCCGCGCGCUGGGUCCACCUCCUCUUCACGCUCUCGCAGCCACGCGGCAGGCUCCUCGCUGCCCCCCGGCUGCCGCCGCGCCGCCGACCCAUGGCUACCGGCGUGGAGCCGCGGUGCUCUCCGGCCGCCGGGGAAGGCAUACUUUGAGUUCAAUACAAUUGAUGCAUGCUGUUAGAGGUGGCAAUCUUCAAGUGGAACCAAACAUGCUUCAUUCCCCCAAGCCAUUGAUGUCCACCAGACGUGGGUGUGUGGCUAGUCCUACUAUUGCUAAUGUGGAUGACUGCACUGAAGGUGAAGGUGCACUGGGGUACACAAUGACCCAAAUCUGUGAUAAGUUUAUUGAGUUCUUCAUGUACAAGAAACCACAAACAAAGGACUGGAGAAAAGUAUUGGUGUUUAGAGAGGAGUGGGAAAGAUACAGACCAUACUUUUACAAGCACUGUCAAGCACGUAUAGAUAUGGAAAAUGAUUCUUCAAUGAAGCAAAAGUUGGUUGUACUUGCUAGAAAAGUUAAGAAGAUUGACAAUGAGAUAGAGAAGCACAUGGAACUCUUCACACAGCUCCGCGAGAAUCCCACAGAUAUUAAUGCCAUUGUCGCAAGAAGACGAAAGGAUUUCACUGGAGGGUUCUUCCAACAUCUUAAUUUUCUUGUUAAUGCAUAUAAUGGUCUUGAUGAGAGAGAUGCAAUUGCCAGGCUUGGGGCGAAGUGCCUGUCUGCAAUCCAUGCAUAUGACUGCACACUGGAGCAGUUGGACCUUGAUUCUGCUCAAUCAAAGUUUGAUGACAUUCUGAAUUCUUCUUCCCUGGAUGAUGCAUGUGACAAGAUUAAAAGCUUAGCCAAGACUAAAGAACUUGAUUCGUCCUUAAUUCUUCUAAUAAACAGAGCGUGGGCUGCUGCAAAAGACUCUACAACUAUGAAGAAUGAGGUUAAAGAUAUAAUGUGUCAUAUCUAUACAACAACUAAGGAAAGUCUCAAGAGCAUCUCGCCUCCAGAGAUGAAGCUUCUGAAGUACCUAUUGAAUAUUGAAGAUCCUGAAGAGCGGUUUGGUGCUCUUGCAACAGCCUUUUCUCCAGAAGUCGAGCAUGAAGCCAAGGAUGAAGAUGCUCUGUACACAACUCCCAACGAACUCCACAAAUGGACCAAAAUGAUGCUUGAUUCGUACCAUCUCAAUAAGGAGGAGACGGAUUUUAUGGAUGCCAGAAAGAUGAGUGACCCAGUGAUCAUACAGAGGUUAACUUUGCUUAAAGAGACAAUCGAAGAAGAAUACAUGAAGAAGUAUAUACAUCCAGAGGAGCAAGAAUCUGAGGACGACGAAGAUUCAGAAGAGUGAGCUUGCAAGUGUAUUUUUAUAGUUGUAGUCUUGAUGCAGAGAUGAUAUUUUUAUAGUUGUAGUCUUGAUGCAGAGACGGUAUUUUUCUAGUUGUAGUUACUGCAGAUUGGUAGUGCCCUGCUGCUUUUUGCAAAGAUGGACUUCAAUCUGCUUUGCUUCCCUCCUGUUGGACGAAAGAAAAUGCCAGUGGUGCAGUAAUUGUAAAGUGUAUCAUGAUCAUCCCAAAGCCUGCGUAUCAUAAAAUUCCCUAAGAUUGGUGGGGUUCCUUUUUCCCUGUUUUUCCAAAUUGUUCUCUCCUCUUGAUUUUAUGAUUGUGAGUCA
Messenger RNA from Oryza sativa Japonica Group (Japanese rice), 1807 nucleotides. RefSeq lists its product as uncharacterized. Gene Ontology annotation, cellular component: chloroplast thylakoid membrane; chloroplast envelope. Lineage: Eukaryota; Viridiplantae; Streptophyta; Magnoliopsida; Poales; Poaceae. The record is from RefSeq and is a predicted model, not a curated record.